Molecule: messenger RNA, 1959 nt
Organism: Colletotrichum chrysophilum
Lineage: Eukaryota; Fungi; Ascomycota; Sordariomycetes; Glomerellales; Glomerellaceae
Exons: 3
Coding region: 1-1959 (652 amino acids)
Source: RefSeq, a predicted model, not a curated record
AUGAGUCCUACGCUUCUCACGUCGGUUGUGGGACAUCUCAGUCGGAGAUUCCUGCCAUCGGAUCUCACAUUUGGCCAGCCUCCGCAACAUUUGGACGAGAAGCAGGUCGAAAAGGACCCUGCUGACGCCGCACAGCGUGAGGGGCUUCGUCGCAAGCGAAUCAUCAUCUGCUGCGACGGCACCUGGCAGUCUUCUGCCACGGGUCGGAAGAAUGUCCCCUCCAACGUCACACGCCUCGCACGAUCCAUUGCCCGAACCGGGAAGAUGAAGGCCAAAGAUGGUAACGAGGUUGACUGCGAGCAGGUGGUGUACUACAGCCCAGGUAUCGGCACCGGCGACGGUGUCAACAUUGUCGAGAGGGCCCGCCAGGCCACCUUUGGCGACGGGCUUGUAUCCGAUGUCAUCAAGGCUUACUCAUUUGUCGUCAUGAACUAUUCCAAGUACGAUGAGAUCUCUUGCUUCGGCUUCUCUCGAGGAGCCUAUACCGCCCGCGCGGUGGCUGGCCUCAUCACGGAUAUCGGCAUCAUCGAGCCCCGGGAAUUGGACGACUUCCCUGAGCUCUAUGCUUUGUACCGCAAGUGCGGCAGCAAUGAUAGCUUCGGUUUUCGCCAGUCUCCGGAGUACCGAGAGUGGAUCAUGGGCGUCAGGAAGAAGGGAUACAAGUAUAAAGACACGGACGGCAAGAAACUAGACAACCACUGGGAGCAGGUACCUCACACCUUGCCUGCCGAGUUCACCAGAGUUGUUCACGUGGUCGGCGUUUUCGAUACAGUGGGUGCUUUGGGAAUUCCGUACAUGGCCUGGACUCGAGAGAUAAGCAACUUCUUUGCCAGGACCAUCCCAUUCUUUGGCGUUGAUGAAUAUGGAUUUCACAAUCCUUCGUUGAGCAGGUACAUCAACCACGCAUUCCAUGCUCUGGCACUGGACGAUAAGAAGACAGCCUUUACUCCGACUCUAUGGCGUCUUCCUAAGGAUCACCAACAAGCCCCUGAAUUUCAUCAUGAGACGAGGGUAGAGCUCGUAGAGAAACUCAGGAGACUUCUCAAUGUCAAGCAUCCCAAUGAAAAGACAAAGGAGGCUAUCAACAAAGCGUGGGCUGCCAUGGUAGAACGCGAGAUGUGGGAUCAGUUGAAGGAUGAGACGUCGACAGAUAACAGGCCGAAGUUUCACAAGCCGAAGCUUCAGCAAGUUUGGUUCCCCGGUAGCCACCAGAACAUCGGAGGUGGCAAUCCUGGCAUUCUACUGGGAGCGCCAUACGACUGUGAACAACUCGCGCUUGUCUCCUUCACCUGGAUGUGCGAUCAAGUGCGCCCCUUCCUCCAUUUCGAUGACGAGAAGAGAGACGAAGCAAAUGACGACGGCCCGGAAACCUUGUCAACCCUUGCAGACCGUGAGAUUGAGUCACGCAAGAAACUCAUCGAGUUUUCGCAGCAGUCUCAAGACAUCCAAAGCAAAGUCGUCAAAUUCGGCCGCUACUUCCUGGGCCUUUUCAACUUGGUGAAGACUGGCGAGGACAACCAGGACUGGGCCUUGGGACCCAUUAUUGGGGAUACGACCUUCAUCGAGGGCAGGUUGCUCUUGGUUUCGAUCUUCCGCUUGGUCCUGCGCUUCCUCUUUGACUUGUUCUUUGGCAGGGUCUUUCACUUCCUCUUCAACGACAGGACACCUGGCGAGUACACACUUGACGAUCAUCAGAACGAAGCUGGAAUCACCAACGAGAAAGUCCAUCCUGCUGUUAGAUAUCGCAUGGAAAAGGAUUCCCGGUAUCGACCAGGUGCUCUGAAGUCCUUCGAGUCGGAGAAGAAAUUCGCCAAAGUUUCUGGAGGAAAUGAGUAUGUGUACAAGUGGGCGAAGGGGAAUCUGACCCUUCCGGAAUAUGUCAUCAAGCCUGAUGAUCAUAUCUCGCGCCAGCUGAUCAGUCAAUCUAAGAAGGGAAACCAAUGGAUAAAAAACCUUUGA